Molecule: messenger RNA, 2052 nt
Organism: Pocillopora verrucosa
Lineage: Eukaryota; Metazoa; Cnidaria; Anthozoa; Scleractinia; Pocilloporidae
Source: RefSeq, a predicted model, not a curated record
AUGUUUUAUCCUGGCUGCGGCCCCUCUAUCUUUUCACGUAUACGCCAAGAGGCUGGGCAGAAAGCCCUUUCGCUCGCUCGACGCUUAGAGAAAACAACUUUCAAACUUGAAGCACAUCAUCGUCACCUACACUUCACUCACAAAGCAUUGGAUAACCAACUUGUCCCUAAAUCGCUGCGAUUCAAACCACCAGGCAGCCAUCCUGUCUUCCAACAAAUAAUGAAUCGCGCUAGCAAGCACUGCCUACGAGCAAGAAUAACCAUCUGCCAUGAGCACAUCAAAACAUCAAGGACCGCCAUCGAAAACACCAAGCGUGAACUGUGCUCCCUAAUCAAUGAGGACACCUAUGCGACCUUGCUACUAUUCCUAAAGAACAGAGCCACAUCUUUCAACAACAACACCAACACCAGACACGCCAAGAAACUUGCUACUAUGAAAUCCACUGGUUAUCAAAAGUCUGAUAUCGACAAGAACAACUGGGUUGUGAACCUUUCCACCAAACCACUCUUACCAGAAGAACGAUCUCUCCUAGAGAAAGGUCCAAAAUUCGCUCCGACGCCCACAAGCAUUCCACACAAGAACAUUGUGUCUGAAAUCGAAGCGGCUAUUCGUCACCUUCCUGAUAUUUCUAAAGAUACUGUUAGAACUAGUUCUGCUGCCAUCCUACAUAGAGCAAGACUGCCGGCGCAUAAGAAUAUUUCUAAGGAAGAAAGAAAAGCUUUAAACGAUCUUAAGAAGGAUCAAUCUAGAGUCAUAAUGAAAGCUGAUAAGGGAAACUGCUUUGUCGUCAUGGACAGAUCAGACUACGACAACAAAAUGGAGACUUUGCUCAAUGACAGAUCCACCUAUGAGCUAGUUUCCACAUCACCUUUCCGCCGGAUUGAACGCGAAUUGAAUGCCAUGUUACUCUCCUUAAAGAGACAAAAAAAGAUUGAUGACCCAACCUAUCGUAAACUUCACUCAACCGACGGCACACCACCAGCGAUCCGCGGCUCAGUUAAACACCACAAAGAAGGGAACCCACUGAGACCCAUUGUCACCUGUAUUGGCUCAGCCCUCUACAACACGUCCAAGUUUCUAACGUAUAUUCUAUCUCCAAUUCAAAAUCGUAACGGAUACUCUGUUGCCAAUUCCUUGCAGUUUUCCAAAGAAAUAUCUGACAUCAAGAUCGACGAGAACGAAGUCUUGGUUUCCUUCGAUGUUGUAUCACUGUUCACCGCGAUCCCUGUUGACAAAGCAUGUGAUUACAUCAAGAUCAAACUGGAACAGGAUGCCUCUCUUCCAUCCAGAACAAAUUUGGACAUCAAUGACAUAAUAUCACUCCUCCAAUUUACCCUGUCCAACAACUAUUUUAUGUUCAACGACAGAGUCUACAAACAAGUACACGGAUGCGCUAUGGGCAGUCCAGUUAGCCCUGUAGUGGCCAAUCUCUGCAUGGAAGAAAUCGAGGAAAGUGCGAUUAACAGUUCAUCCGUCCCUCCUAAAAUCUGGAAAUGUUAUGUCGAUGAUAGCUUCUGCAUCAUCAAAAAAGACAAUGUGCCAGCUUUCCAUGACACAUUAAAUUCAAUUGACGCCAACAUCUCUUUCACCAUCGAAAUUGAAAGUGACAAUAAGAUCUCCUUUCUCGACACUUUGGUCACCCGGAGAAAUGGCACCAUCGCUGUCGAUGUUUACAGAAAGCCUACGCACACGGACAGAUAUCUAGACUACAAUUCUCACCAUGAUAAUAAACACAAGGCCAGCACAGCAGCAACUCUUCUACACAGAGCCCUAAAGCUACCCAACUCCUCCGAAGGAAAAGAACGAGAACUUAACCGAGUUUAUUCAGCACUUGAAUCUAAUGGUUAUCCAUCGAAUUUCAUUAAAAACAUCCAGGCCAAAAAAACCCGACGCUCAACAGUGUUGUCCCCGGAGGAACUUGUUGGCACAUUUUUCAAGAUCGUCGGGGCGUCCGAAUCACGCAAGUCGUUCGCCUCUCUUCCAUACAUUAAAGGCGUAACAGAACCUCUGACUCGUGUCCUCAAAAAACACGACAUCACAGUGCACAAUUAA